AUGGUGACGCAGCAGCACAAGGAAGAAAAGUCCAAUGCAGAGAGCCGCGUCUUCUACCUCAAGAUGAAGGGUGACCACUACCGCUACCUAGCCAAGGUGGCCACUGGCGAUGACAAGAAGCGCAGCAUCGAUUCUGCCCGGUCAACCUACCAGGAGGCCAAGGACAUCAGCAAGGAGGAGAUGCCACCCACCAACCCCAUCCGCCUGGGCCUGGCCCUGAACUUUUCAGUCUUCUACUACGAGAUAGCCAAUAGCCCUGAGGAGGCCAUCUCGCUGGCCAAGACCACCUUCGACGAGGCCUUGGCUGACCUGCACACCCUCAGUGAGGACUCCUACAAGGACAGCACCUUGAUCAUGCAGCUCCUGAGAGACAACCUGACGCUGUGGACAGCCGACAGUCCUGGGGAAGAGGGUGGUCCUGGAGCCCCGGAGCUGAAGCAGCCGACAACCGCCCCGGCUUGCCUUGCCCUCCAGUCCCCAACCUGCAGAGAGCACUAA
This is a messenger RNA of Mus caroli (Ryukyu mouse), 498 nucleotides long. Its product is annotated as 14-3-3 protein sigma-like. Lineage: Eukaryota; Metazoa; Chordata; Mammalia; Rodentia; Muridae. The record is from RefSeq and is a predicted model, not a curated record.